Molecule: messenger RNA, 591 nt
Organism: Didymodactylos carnosus
Lineage: Eukaryota; Metazoa; Rotifera; Eurotatoria; Philodinida; Philodinidae
Source: the annotation of a GenBank genome assembly
AUGGUCGAUCUACCGGCCGGUACCGGUCAUGAUUUUGUUGACCGGUUGCAUCUCUGCCUGUAUUCGAAUGAUGCUAAACCAUCCGUUCUUUCAACAAAUAAACAUUUGAUUUUAUAUAAAAACAAUCAAAUUGAACCUAUAUCAACAGAUGAAAAUCCACUAUCGUUGAAAAUGGCUCGUCAUAUACCUUUAAUGGGUAUUCAAGCAUUAAUGAAACGGACAACAAGAUCGCAUCUUACAAAUUCUGUGCAUACUAAAUCGAUAACAACAAUAAAACAAGAACAAUUUAUAAAUGAGAUACAACCAUUGGACGAUGAUAAUUAUGACAUGACUGUGUUACAAGUAAACAAAUAUAAUCAAUCAGAAGAUGAUGAUUUACCAACCAGUAGUCAAAAAAAGAAAAUACCUCGAUGGGCCAGAAAAAACGAGUUGCAAGUAGAAAUAAUCAAUCAAGUUUAUUUUAAUCGAAAUCCAAGUGAAAUUUUUGGUCAAUGUUCAAAAUCUCGAUUAGAAACAAUGUUAGACUCGUUGAUAACCAAUAUUGAUAAUAAUAAUAACAAUUUUAUAAGAACAAACGAACAAAAAAAUUGA